AUGACCGACGAAUAUUUUCAGAAGUAUCUUCUUAUGCUCAUAAAUAAGAGUGUGACGAUCAGACAAAAAGUGAUGCCGUUUUUGCCGAAAACUCCUCCUAAAAUGCUGCUGUGUAAGAACAAUCGAAUAAAAGAUUAUCAAAAUGCUCCAAUUUUACAUUUUGCAGUCGAAUCUGUGCUGCUGACUCCGAAAAACUGGACUGAACAUGUGAAACCGUUUCAGUAUGGCCAGAUCAAAAAUUGGGGAACGUACAACUGGACUGUCUCUGACAUUUUAAAAGACAGAUCAGCGAUUUUUGAAGGGAUACAAACAGAUGUUUGCAUCUCUGAACUUUUGCUGUUUUCCAAGCGAAAUACCGAGUGUUUCGUCAGUCCCUUUUGCCAAAAAAUGAUGCUGGGUUUGAGAAGUGAUUUUGGAUAUUUACUGACGCACAGGCUAUUGUAUCAGCAAAUUGUUGAAUUGAAAGGGUGUUUGUUGAAACAGUUUUCUAAGAGGUACUACACUAAUCACUUUUGUUCACUUAUUUACAAGGAAGCUAAAACUAGCGCCCUGCUACAUUAUCCAUAUCACGAUAAGUUUUUGGAACAAGUAUUAUUGUGUGGUACAGAAGGUUAUGCUGAAUUCAUGAAUAGUACUUGGAUAAAGGAAAUUUUGAGCUGGCAAGAGGCAGAGGGUUGCUUUAAAAGCUUAGCAGAAGAUUUUUCUAAAAGGACCAGUAAUAUUAUAGAUUUUGGAUGUUCUGACCAUAGUACUGGGCUUGCGUCCGGUGUUUUAGCAAUUUAUUUAAGAUUUUUAUUAUACACAAUCAUCUCAUAUUAA
This is a messenger RNA of Aethina tumida (small hive beetle), 819 nucleotides long. Its product is annotated as UPF0764 protein C16orf89 homolog. The transcript has 4 exons. The record is from RefSeq and is a predicted model, not a curated record. Gene Ontology annotation, cellular component: membrane; cytosol. The coding region runs from base 1 to 819 and encodes 272 amino acids. Lineage: Eukaryota; Metazoa; Arthropoda; Insecta; Coleoptera; Nitidulidae.